Messenger RNA from Letharia columbiana, 1476 nucleotides. RefSeq lists its product as uncharacterized. Bases 1 to 1476 code for a protein of 491 amino acids. The record is from RefSeq and is a predicted model, not a curated record. The transcript has 2 exons. Lineage: Eukaryota; Fungi; Ascomycota; Lecanoromycetes; Lecanorales; Parmeliaceae.
AUGGACCUCCAUGGUCUCGGCCGAUAUGAAGUGGAUUUCAAUGCACCUCACCUUUUCCGACGUUGCGCCACCUGCCCUCCUGAACCUCCACCAUGUCCAUCAUGUGCUUCGGACGAGGUCUGUUCUCUUUUCGCUGGAGGCUGCAAUUCAUGUGCUGUGACUAUGUGCACGAAAAUGGUAGCUCAGCCUACAUCAGCGCCAUCAAGCUCUGGGCCAGCUGCGGGUCCUAUAGCAGGAGGCGUCAUCGGAGGUGUCGCUGUUGUAUGCUUGAUGACUUUCCUGGUGUGGAGAUUCUGCAUCAAGAAUAGAAGGGUACGUUUUGUAGAAAACGACUGGCAAGACGAGGAAUCCACGGAGAAGAGUAGAGACGAAUUUGGCAUGCAAAGGGAUGCUCGUGCCUCAGUACAUUCAGUUCGCUCGAUAGCUUCGACCGUCCUUACCAGAGCUUCCAACGUCAUCCAAAUAGCCUACAUACCAGGAGUCACCAACCGAUCCGUUGAUUCCACACCAGACCUUGUCCCACCGGUACCACCAAUACCAGCCUUCUCUCCGGCAGGGACUCCACAGCCUCAUCAACAGGACCAACACUUCUUCAUGCCUAGCGACCUCCGCGACUCCACUUAUUCAGACUAUACAGUCGAUAGGACGUCUUACGCCAGAUCGAGCAUAGCCCCAAGCAUGCCUCGAGGUAGCUUCCAGUCGACGGCUUAUCGAGGUAGUGCUGUCGUCAACGCUAUACCUGCUCAAACGGCUAUCUGUGGUAAAGCAAAUCCUGUCGCUGUCAAGUCAAAUGGCAAGAAUAGCCCUGUUGAAUCGAGAUCCUCCACUCCGCCUCUUCCCAUAAUGGAUCGCAAGCGACACGAUCUUUUAAAGACGAACACCACUAGCCCGAUAGUCGCUCGACUGGGUGUUCCCAAAGCCGUGCACGUCACAAAAUCUCCGCAGAACAACAUUCCUGUUGCCGCAAACCCUAGUCCUGUUCCCAGUGACAGAUCGAAUAGGUCUCCGACCAAAUUAGAGCGGCACGCUUCAGUGGCAAGCUCUAGGCAUAAUCCUGACUCGUCAACCUUUGAUGAUGCCUCUAGCAGCGACGAAGACUCACCUGCAGACCAAAGUCUGAUGGGCCACGAAAAGCUACCUCAAUUCGCCAAGACCGCGUCGCCCUCAUCCAGAUCGAUAGAUCCUCCUGUUCGGUCUCCAUCAUCAGCACCUGACCUUAGACAUUCCCCAGCCAUCAUAUCAUCUUCCUCUUCACCAGACAGCCAAGCCCGCCAUUUCCUGAGCAAGGAGCAAAAGAAGAAACACAAACGAUCCGGAAGUCUGAAUCAGAUAAUCGAGGAGGCCACCAGGCGAGCCUCUAGAGAGCCCAGACAUGGCGGUCUGGGUAGUAUGGGAAACAUCAUGACCGCCUGGACCGGAAGAGAUGCUAGGGGGGAAGGUCCAUUCUCAGACGCGAACGCCGCGAGGACACCUUGA